GCACCAGAAUGUUUUGGUUAAUGGCGACAUCCACGUGACAAGGAAGGAACGAUAUCAAAUAAUUAUGAAAAAUCAUUUUCUGUGUCGCAAGGACCAUUGUCAUGUGUUAAUCCUUUUUUUGAGUUCAUGUAUAUUCUUACUUUGCGUUUGUCAGGAGCAUUGCAGCAUUAACAAUGUUGACUUAUCCGCAGUUGAAAGAUUUGGUCCAUGGGAGUCUAGGUCAGAUGAUGGUAAUAUUACAUAUCAAAUAAACUUGUGUGGAAGACUUCCUGUUGGUACAGCAGGAACAGUGAGGCCAGAAUGUCACUCAGAUACUGUGAUGUGUAUGAUCAAAGAUGGUCAGGCACUCUCUAUUGCCAAUUACACCAAUACCACAUUGGUAGCUCCAUCCAACAAGGAGCUUGCAGAGGUGUGGAUCAUAAGGAGUGGGGACAGCUGCCCGGAGAUGUCGGGAGAGAAUCUCAAUAGUAUCAUCAAUCUCAAAUGUGGAAAAACUCUAGGAAUGCCCAAGUUUUUAUCUUAUACCUACUGCACAUCAUAUUUUGAAUGGAGAACGAGUUAUGUUUGUCAAAAUAUACCUGUCUCUCAUCAUGAAGUACCCUGCUAUGUGUAUGAUGAAGAUGGUAAAUUACAUGACCUAAGUGCACUAGUGAAGACAACAGGAGGUUACUUGGUAGACUCGGCAGAAGGAUGGGACUUCUACAUUAAUGUCUGUCGAGACAUAACAUCAGUUAAAGGUGAUAAGACAUCCCGCUGUCCUACUGGUAGUGCUGCGUGUAGAAUGAACAACAAUACAGUGAUAGACAUGGGACGUACCACACAGAGGUUAAAGAUGGACACGAGUAGUCACCUGACUCUGACUUAUAGCUCCAAUGUCACAGUACCUGGAUGUACAGCCAAACCUACAACCACUAUACAGUUUGUUUGUCCAGAGACAGGAGGGAGUAAGGACCCUGAGCUUGAGUUUGAUUUUAACUGUCAAUACAGAGUCUUAUGGAAAACCGAACAUGCCUGUCCGGAAGUGUCCGUUUCUUCCUCCACCUGCCACCUCAGCAAUCCACAACGGAAUAUUGAUGUGGAUCUAACUCCACUCACCAACUCACCAGGAGUUGAUAAACCAUAUGAAGUUUAUGUAAAUGCCUCUGCUUCAAGUCCCCACACCUUAAAAUACUUUAUUAAUGUAUGUGGAGAGCUUGGGAUUCAGUGUCCAGAUGAAGAUCAUGUUAGAGGAGUGGCAGUAUGCCAGACCAUGGUUGGAAAUUCUGGCUGGGGACAUGUCCUGGGGAAUACUGAUCACCAGAUCCUGAAGUAUGUGGAUGGGCUGCUGACUCUGACAUACAAAGGAGGAGAGAAGUGUAACCAUAACAAAUUCCAGAGAGAGACUAUCAUCACCUUCCACUGUAAUCACUCAGCAGCGAAUGAUGGCAAGGGUUGGCCUGUCUUUAACAGAGAAGAGGAUUGUACAUAUCUCUUUGACUGGGACACAAAAUAUGCCUGUCUGGAUCACCCUGUAAUUGAAAAAUGCAGGGUUAAUCAUAAUGGCAGGAGAUAUGAUUUGUCACCCCUGGUCAAACAUUCAGGUAAAAACUGGAAUGUUUUGGAGGGUGGUGAAAAAGACAAUCAUCUUAGUCUUUACUAUAUCAAUGUCUGCAGUGAUAUCCUCCAUGUUGAUCAGGCUACUCGCUGUAAAUCUGACUCAUCUGUCUGUUUAAUAGAUAAUAACGGAGUAAACAGUUUGGGUCGGUACCUCCAAAAUCCGACCUUUGACCCCAGAUCAAACACUAUACAGAUCAAAUACACAGAGGGGGAUGUUUGUAAGGACAAUACACAGAGAAAAUCAUCCAUUAUUACUUUUAUCUGUAAACCAGGAGACCUGGACAGUGGGCCUGUUCUUUUGAGACAGUCCCUGGAUGAGUGUAUUUAUGAGUUUGAGUGGCAGACAGCAGCCGCUUGUGUGUUGUCAAGGGAGACAGGCUCCGGCUGUAUGGUGUAUAAUGAGGACUUGGGCAUUAGUUUUGAUUUAAACAAGCUGAAGAGAUCAGAGGGACACUAUUACAAUGAGACAGCCAAGGACUACGAUUACAUACUAAAUAUCUGUGGCCCAGUAACGAAUACUCUGUGUGACAGUAAAUCUGAUCAUAUCUCUAACCCAGGAGUCUGCCAAAUCAAGCAUGGAGGGACAGCCAAUGAUACCUUUGUAACUGGACAGGCAAAUAGCAACCUUACAUACUAUGAUGGACUCAUCAAAAUAAAGUAUGAGAAUGGAGCUUUGUAUAACAGCAAGCCAAAAGUUCCCCGCCGAACUGAGAUAACCUUGAUCUGUGACCGACAGGCUGGCCCGGGGGGUCCCAAGUAUGUGGAUGAGGGAUUAACCACUGCUUGGACAUAUACAUUUUCCUGGAACACAGAGUUUGCCUGUCCCAGUAGCCCCAUUGAAUGUACAGCCACAGGGGGAGGGAAGCAAUAUGACUUAUCUAGUUUAUCUAGAGGCUCAGCACAGGAGAACUGGGCUAUAGUGGAUGAUUCUGAUCCUAACUCCAGGAUCAAGUUUUACAUCAAUGUGUGUAGUCCCUUGAAGGAGGUCAGAGUUGGGCCAGGCUGUAGUCCCUUUGCUGCUGUGUGUCAGACCCAGUACAAGAAUGGACAGGAGGAAUUGCUGUUUGAUAAUCUUGGAGAGGUGACAUCAGGCCCCACUGUAGAACGGGAGGGUCAACUUACACUGAAAUAUGUCAGUGUAAAGAAUGAAUGUCAGGAUAUCAACAAUAAAAAGACUAACUGGACGACCAGCAUUCACUUUGUCUGUAAAAGAGGAGCAUUAACCACUGGUCCCAGUCCCCCUCAGAAGAUUGGACCAUGUGAAUAUUCCUUUGUGUGGGAAACGGAAACAGCGUGUCCUGUAGCUGACACUGAUACCAAGGAUGAUAACUGUACAAUCAAGGACCGCAACUCAGAUUACACAUUCAACCUGUCCCCAUUAAAACGGAGAGGAGAGAAAGAUUACUACGAGGUUAAUGCUAUGGGAACUGACAAAAUUAGGUUAAACCUUUGUGGUAGUAUAAACACCAGUCACUGUGCUCCGGUAGAGGGAGCUAAAGCAGCUGCCUGCCUGGUAAAAACUGGAUCCACCCAUGGACUGGCCACUGUUGACCACACUCUGGACUACUCAGAGGAUGGCAGACUCAUGAUGACCUUUGAUGGGGUCAGACAGGAUAAUGGACAGAGAACACAGGUGAUCAUUCUGUUCCUGUGCCGACAGAAUAUCCCCUUGGGGGCCCCUGAAUUUGUCCGUAAGGAGGAGAAUGCUUACUAUUUUGACUUUAAGACUUCGUUGGCCUGCCGACCCCAACCUGUGGACUGCCUGGUCCAGGAUCAGAGAGGAAAUCAGUAUGAUUUAUCUCCCUUGGCCAGGGCUGGCACUAACUGGCAGGUGCUGGAUACAAGGCCACACUACUCAGAUUUGACAUAUUACAUCAAUGUCUGUAGACCCAUUAACACUAUAGCAGGAUCUACUUGUCCAGGUGGUCCUGUAGGAGGGUGCCAGGUUUCUAAGUCUGGACGGGCUUACAACAUGGGAUAUAUCCAGUCCCAGCCUGUGGUGACAGGGAAUGGCACAUUGACACUGAGGUACGCAGGUGGUGACCGAUGUCACAAGGGUCGACCAACAGAGUCCUCACGCAGCACCAGGAUCAACUUCUUCUGCUCCCCAUCAGAGCAUAGCCCUAGCUUUGAGGGGGAGACAGACACAUGCGAGUACAUCUUCAACUGGCAGACCCCUGCAGCUUGUCGCGUAAAGAGGAUUGUUGGUGAGAACUGUUCAGUAUCAGAUUCCGUAUAUGGUUACACUUUUGACUUGAAUGGCCUCAGGAAAACAAGUGGUAACUAUGAAGUAAAGGCUGGAGAGUACAUGUACGAACUGAAUGUGUGUGGUCCACUGAUAACGUCAUCUAAGUGUACUGAUUCUACCAUAGCUUCCUGUCAGACAAAGCUGGCAGACAGCAGCUUCCAUCGUGAUGCAGGUCACAGCAGUAGUAGUUUGGUAUACAACAUUGGGGAGAUAACUCUUACAUACAAUUCUGGACAACUUUGUCAUGGCAAGUACAAUCGUAGCACAGUGAUAACAUUUGUGUGUGAUCAGUCAAAGUCUGGCCAGGAGGGACCCAGCUUUCUGAAUGAAACAGAGGACUGUACCUACCAGUUUGUUUGGCCUACUUCUAAGGCCUGUACCCCAUUUAAAGUGGGGGAUUGUGGGGUGAGGGGACCGAACGGGGUGCAGUAUGAUCUGUCAAGCCUCUCCUUGAAUGAUGAUAAUUACCAGACAAUAGACCACAUGGCGAGGAAAAAGUACAUCUUUAAUGUGUGUCGUUCACUAAUUCAUCAGAGAGGAGAGACCUGUCCUUUCAAUUCUGCUGCCUGCAUUGUUGACCUCAGUGAGAAAGAUCCAAAGAAGAAAUUCCACAACAUAGGGGAGGUCAGUGAGGAGCAGGUUAUGUUUUUGGACGGUCACUUACAGCUUGUGUACACAAAUGGGGAGAUGUGUCAGAGUGUCCCCUCCAAACACGUCUCCACCCGCAUCCUACUCUACUGCAACAAGGACUCUAUUGAUACUUCACCUGCUGGACACUUUCAGGUGGGAUGUGAACACAGGUUUGUGUGGCAGACAGUGGCAGCAUGUCAGAUGGAAGCUCCAGAUGUUACUGGGGGAAACUGCACGGUCACCAACCCCAGAUCCGGGUAUACUUUUGAUUUGCACUCUCUCAAAGAAACGAAAGGCUACAAUGUGUCAGACAGAGCAGACCACACAUUUACCCUGAAUGUUUGUCAGGCUGUCACUGGAACCAGGUGUAAAGAUAAAUCAGGUGCUUGCCAAGAGGAAACUAGAGGACAGUUGAGAUCAUUUAAUGCUGGAAAUGCUAAUGCUAAGUUACAGUAUGAUGAUGGAAUUCUGUUCCUGAAUUACACAGGGGGAGAUAAAUGUCACCAAGAUCAAUUUGAGCGGAAUGUUAUUAUCAGUUUUAUUUGUUCGCUGGGUGCUGGUCGGGGCCACCCAGAAUUCAUUGCAGAAACUGAUGAUUGUACCUAUCAGUUUGUGUGGCACACUGAGCUAGCUUGUGAGGAACAGGUAAGGUGCUCUGUAGAAAAGGAUGGUUACACGGUAGAUCUGGCUCCCUUGAUAAAGAAAUCCGGCCAUCAUCUGGCUGUGUCCACAACCAGACGAGGAUCUACCACUAACGGUACAUUCUACAUCAAUAUCUGUCGCCCUCUUAAUCCUAUAUAUGGAAAGCUCUGUCCCCCUGGAGCUAGUGCAUGCUGGGAUAGAGUAGGAAAGUCACCCAUUAGUCUAGGUAAAGCAAGGAGCAGGCCUCAACUGGAUCCAGUCACUAAUAAGAUUUACCUUCUAUAUGACCAUGGAUCUAAGUGUCCAACAAAUGCCUCUACAAGUAUUACCACAAAAAUCAUCUUCAAUUGUCGGCCAGGACCAUCUGCUGGUGUGCCAAAGUUGGAGUAUGUAAAUGGUUGUCAGUAUAUAUUUGAGUGGGACACCAAUGUUGUUUGUGAGAGAAAUAAGACUGAUGUUCCUAAAAGGAAUUGUGUUUAUAUGGACCCCAUCACCAGGGCAACAUAUAGUCUGUCAGGCCUCAAAACUGAUCAACCAAUUCAGCUGACCAGGAAUGGUGUGAAAUACUUGAUAAAUCUCUGUGAAGGUUUUGGUCCCAAUUAUCCUGGUUGUGAAGAUUCCUCCAUUUGUCGCUGGAAUGGGGUCAAAGGUCAUGGUUAUGGCAACGUCACUACUGGUCAGUUCAUCACCAGUGAGGAACAGCUGAAACUGGUCUACAAGAAUGGAGAGGAUUGUCAAGGUAACAGUGAGGGAGUCAUUAACUUUGAGUGUGAGUUAUACACCUACCCAGGAUCUCCCACUAUCACAUUCACCAGUGAGUGCCAGGGAACAUUUCGUUGGGGUACUAGGGCUGUGUGCCCAACCAUAGCUGACCAGUGUACUCUGGCCCAAAAUGGACAUGUAUAUGAUCUUAGUGUGUUGUCACGACAACAGGGAAGCUGGAAUUUAACAGAUGCACAAGGAAACACUUACUGGAUAAACAUCUGUCAGGGUGUUCACAAUGGACCAGAUGCUGGGAGAUGCUCAGACAAGUCGGCAGCAUGUCGCCGUACACCAGAUGGCAGGGUGGACAGUAUAGGAAUGGUUACAUCACAGAGUCUUGUUAUGGGAGAUGAUGGGAAAACACUAAAACUUGAAUAUUCAAGUGAUGAUUUGGCAUGUGCCAAUAAACACAGACGGAGUGAUAACCUGAAGACGAGAACUGUCAUACAGUUUGAGUGUGGUAAUUCUGUAGGAGGACCAGUUUACAUUCCCAGACAAACCAAUGUCCGUGAGUGUGUAUUUGAGUUCAAGUGGAAGUCCAUUGUUGCCUGCCAAGUGGAGAGACACAGUGUCCAGGAAGACAGAGGCAAAAUAAUGGAUCCUAAAUCAGGUUCAAUAAUAAAUAUCACCAAGUUGUAUGGAUUACACUCUGUGUCCGGUGUUUCUGCAGAUUACGAGAUUGACUUGUCUGGAGAGAGAACUUCCUGUUCUGGCAAGACAGUUGUCUGUAGGUUACACAGAUCCCAGGCCACUAAGACACCUGUAGGACUUGCAACAGGCUGGCAAUUUUAUGUUGAAGAUGACAUUGUGGAAGUGGAGUUGAAAACAAACAAGAACUGUGAUAAAGAUUCUCAGAAGAAGGUUUCCAGUAUUAUACAGUUUCACUGUAACCCUGGCCUGGGAGUGAAUGAACCUGAGUUUCUGUUUGAUUCAGUGGACUGUACAUACAUGUUUACUUGGGAGAACCCUUUUACAUGUGCACAUCCCAUUGUUGUGAAUCCACAACCUAUUGGGGAUAAGGCAACAUCACAUACCACAUCAUCAGGUGUCAAAUCUAAAACUGUGGGCACCAUUGUAGCUGUCUUCCUUAGUGCCAUUGUUAUAUGUCUGCUUCUGAUAGUGUUCCAUAAGAAGGAGAGAAGAGAUGCUGUGAUCUCAAAAAUAAGAGGUUUUACCAGAAAACAUUCCGCUAGUUACAGAUAUACUGAGUUACCAUCCAGUGAAGAAGCAGAUGAUCUUCUUCCUGAGAUCACUGCAAAUGACCUUGGAAUUGAAGGGUCAGUACAGACUUCUGCAAAUGAUGAUGAAGUCAACAUUUUACAAAAUGAGGAUCCUCCUCCUGUGAGCAGUUACCAUGACGACAGUGAUGAAGAGCUGUUAGCUUAAUGACUGAAAUCCUGAGAUCCAUAUCAAACAUUUACCGCUAAUAAUUGUGUGUGAUGUUUACACUGGUGUCAGAUGUGUGCUGUAGUAAAAGAAGUAUGCAUUAGUGACAGAUAUGUUCACUUGUGACAGAUAUGUGACUUGUACAUUGGUGACAUAUUUGUGGUGUGCACUGGUGACAGAUGUGUGACUUUGUGGUGUGCACUGGUGACAGAUGUGCAACUGUGGUGUGCAUUUUUGACAGAUGUGUAACUUUGUUGUGUGCACUGGUGACAGAUAUGUGACUGUGUGGUGUGCACUGGUGACAGAUGGGUAACUGUGUGGAGUGUUUGUAACUGUGUGGUGUGCACUGGUGACAGGUGUGUAACUGUGUGGUGUGCACUGGUGACAGGUGUGUAACUGUGUGGUGUGCACUGGUGACAGGUGUAUGACUGUGGUGUGCACUUUUGACAGGUGUGUGACUGUGACGUAUUGAUGUGCAACUGUUGAUGUGCACUUGUGACAGAGGUUACAGAUUAGGAAAUUGAUGUGUGACUGAUUUCUUUCAUUUUGACCUCUUCUGCAGUGUAAAUAUUCUUAAUUUUCUUAAUGCUUUCUAUAAUGACAGUCUUGCUGUUUAAGUUAGAUUAUUAUUAUACUUGUAUAUGAAAUGUCUUUAAAUUGUAUAUAUUUAUUUAUGUGCUGUGUCUAAAUCUGCAGAAGAGCUGCCAUUGCUAUUGCCCAAGCAUUUACUCUCACCCUGGGCUAAAGGACUUAAUCAGCAUCAAUUUUUUUCAUAUAAAUUUCAUAUUGCUGUAUAUUCUAUACAUAGAUUAUAUAGGUUGAGUUUACAGAUUACUGGCUUUUAACUUGUGAAGUCAAUGAUUUCAAAAGAAGAAUGCUUGCAAAAGAUAAUCAUGUAUUUAUCAGGUAAAAAGUUUUAGCCAAAAAAUAAUGAAAAGUGUCUUACCUCUUAUCCUGGGAACCUAGGAGGGGACAAAUUGAUGUGAUGUAAUCAAACAAGUUAAACACAUGAUUAUAAGUGUGUAUCUUGUGUAAAGUAGUAUUUUUGUUUGUUAAAAAUUAAAAAAAAUACAUUUUUUAAUGCUUUUGGAUAUUUCUGCAAAGAAAUUUCUCAACUCAUUAGCUUGUAUUUUACAUGAUUGUACUUUCCUUGCUUAUAAACAUGUACAGUAGUGAAUAACUAGAAAUGAAUUUCAUGGAGUGUGGUUGAAAAUUUCAUAUCUGAUUGUACUGGAGUAAUAAUGGUGACUUGUGAUAAUUAUGAACUUUAUUUGUGGACCUUCUUUUAACGUUACUUGUGAACAAAGCAUGAAGUUCUAAAUAUGGCUAUCUGUGAUGACAAAGUCAUGUAAAUGUUAACCAUGAUUAUACUACUGCCUUGGUUUACUUUUAUCAUGAUAUUCUUUCUUUAAUUUGGUUAAUAGACCACUUUAUAAGUGAUAUUGAGGAAAUAAAUUGUUAAAGGUGA
Saccostrea echinata is the source of this 8732-nucleotide messenger RNA. RefSeq names its product cation-independent mannose-6-phosphate receptor-like. The transcript has 43 exons. NCBI's taxonomy places the organism in Eukaryota, Metazoa, Mollusca, Bivalvia, Ostreida, Ostreidae. Bases 65 to 7264 code for a protein of 2399 amino acids. Gene Ontology annotation, biological process: lysosomal transport. Gene Ontology annotation, molecular function: signaling receptor activity; D-mannose binding. The record is from RefSeq and is a predicted model, not a curated record. Gene Ontology annotation, cellular component: trans-Golgi network.